GGGCUGUCUGCCUAAAGAGAAAUACCCCUCCAAGAUUCCCUAAAGAGCCACAUUUUUGCACAUUAGCCAAAGCUUCAAAACAGUUGAUCUUCUGGUUUCAGAGCGCAACAGUCCAGAAUGGAUGGCACUAAGUACAUGACUCCACUCCUGACUCAGACACACAAGAGGAUGGUGACCAAAGAUGGCCACAGCACCCUGCAAAUGGGCAAAGCCCCGGGAUCUUGCCUUGCCCGGCUCCAAGACGUGUGGGGACUCCUAAUAGACAUGCGAUGGCGAUGGAUGUUACUGAUCUUUUCUGCAUCGUUUGUGCUUCACUGGCUUGUCUUUGCAGUCUUCUGGUAUGUUCUGGCAGAGGUGAAUGGCGAUCUUGGGAUCAACCAUGACAAACCACCUGAAAACCACACUAUCUGUGUAAAAUACCUCACCAGUUUCACAGAUGCAUUCUGUUUCUCAGUGGAGACGCAGCUCACCAUUGGCUAUGGGACCAUGUACCCCAGUGGUGAAUGUCCCGGAGCAGUUUUCUUACUGGCCACCCAGAUGCUCCUGGGAAUCAUGCUGGAGGCCUUUAUCACAGGUGCCUUUGUGGCAAAGAUUGCCCGUCCAAAGAACAGAAUUUUCUGGAUCCGCUUUACUGACUUGGCAGUAGUAGCCCACAUAGAUGGCAAACCAAAUCUGAUCUUCAAAGUGGCAAACACUCAACAAACCCCACUCACCUGCGUCCGGGUUUCUGCUAUUCUCUACCAGGAGCGAGAAAAUAACCAAAUCUAUCAGACCAGUGUGGACUUGCACCUUGACAGUAUCAGCUCUGAGGAGUGUCCACUCUUCACCUUUCCAUUGACCUACUAUCACCCCAUUACACCCUCAAGCCCUCUAGCUGCUUUUCUCCAGCAUGAAAAUUCUGGACACUUUGAAUUAGUAGUUUUCCUCUCAGCUAUUCAUGAGGGCACAGGGGAAAUAUGCCAAAGGAGGACAUCCUACCUACCAUCAGAGAUCAUGAUGCAUCACUGUUUUGCCUCUCUGAUGACUCGAGGUUCCAAAGGGGAAUAUAUUAUCAAAAUGGAGAAUUUUGACAAAACUAUCCCUGAACUUCAAACUGCUAUAGUCCCUAAGAGCCCAAACAGGACUGACAUGGGAAUCAAUAUUAAUGGACAACACAUUGAUAACUUUCAGAUCUCUGAGACUGGGCUAGCAGAAUAGAUUCAGAACAUGGCUACAUUUUAAAAAUAUAUUAAACUACUUAACUGGAUGUGCAGCUGCUUUCCCCUCAUCAUUGCUCUCCCAUUAUCUUUUUCUUCAAUUACAGCAUGGUAUGCAAAGCAUGAUAUAUGACCACAUAAACUGAGACUAAUGGAUGAAUUAACUGCAGACACUCUAGUAACAUAGAAUCUGGGAAAGCAAUAAUUCUACCAGCUGAUUUCACUAAACUGAUCAAAGCUACAGUGACUGAAAGAAAAAUUAUACAGACUUCAUUUCUGUUGACAUUUAAAUGAGUUGAUAUUUUUUGUAAAAGGCAAUGAAUUCAAGAAAGUAACCUCCAAAAAAAAGAAAAAAGAAAGCCUACCCAUAGCAAUUCCAUUUAAAUCUAUAAAUUAAUGUAAUACAUAUAAUUCCAAUUUGAAGUAACUAUAUGAUGUAAAUUCUCCUUGGAUAUAAUGAUUAUGUUAUAUGAAUUAUCACACUUUUCACA
This is a messenger RNA of Vombatus ursinus (common wombat), 1687 nucleotides long. RefSeq names its product potassium voltage-gated channel subfamily J member 13 (gene KCNJ13). Gene Ontology annotation, molecular function: inward rectifier potassium channel activity. Gene Ontology annotation, cellular component: plasma membrane. The record is from RefSeq and is a predicted model, not a curated record. Bases 118 to 1197 code for a protein of 359 amino acids. Gene Ontology annotation, biological process: potassium ion import across plasma membrane; regulation of monoatomic ion transmembrane transport. NCBI's taxonomy places the organism in Eukaryota, Metazoa, Chordata, Mammalia, Diprotodontia, Vombatidae. The transcript has 3 exons.